Molecule: messenger RNA, 8493 nt
Organism: Lingula anatina
Lineage: Eukaryota; Metazoa; Brachiopoda; Lingulata; Lingulida; Lingulidae
Product: sacsin
Molecular function (GO): Hsp70 protein binding
Source: RefSeq, a predicted model, not a curated record
AAAGUGACAGCUAUCGAGUUGGUGUUAUCUUGAUAAACUCGCUUUCAAAGUGAAAGUAGAUUGAUUUUUCCGCUAGUAUUUUUAUUUGUCGAUGUUGAAGUGAGCAUGUACUCUUGAGUAAAGGUGUUUGGUAACAUUUUCUGGUGGACCUUGAAUUGAAAAGAUGGCUGAUGAAGUGGAGUCCGAUGAUGAUUUUGAUGUCAUUCUGCCCUCUUUGAUCAAGCAAUUUCAAAAUAUCCUACGCAGAUAUCCAGAUAAUGGACAAAUUCUUAAGGAAAUAAUUCAGAAUGCUGAGGAUGCUGGGGCCACAGUGGUGAAGUUUUUGUAUGAUGACUGCUGCCAUCUGGUGGAUGGUGAUGACACUGGGGGAUUUAGCCAUCCUGGUCUCAAGGAAUUUCAGGGCCCCUCGUUAUUUGCAUACAAUGAUGCAGUUUUCACCAAAGAAGACUGGAAAGGCAUCUGUAUGAUAGAUGACAGUAUAAAAGAGGAGGAUGCUUUGAAAGUGGGGAGGUUUGGCCUGGGUUUCAAGUCUGUUUUUCAUAUUACAGAUCUUCCCUGUGUACUAAGCAAACAGUACAUUGCUAUGAUUGAUCCCUACAGAGAAUAUUUCCAACCAAAGGCAGCUGAAAAAUGGCGUCUUAAAGAUAUAGCAGGCUUUCACCAACAGUACAAACCAUUUCUUGGUGUAUUUGAUUGUUCUGCUGAAACAUUUCAAGGGAACUCCUAUAAUGGUACCAUGUUCCGUUUCCCUCUUCGUAAUGCUGGUCAUGUUCAACAUCAUCAUGCUCAACCCAUAAGCAGCAAUGUGUAUGAUGGGGACAGUAUCAAAGAACUAUUUGAAGCCUUCCAAGAGGAGGCGCUCCUGGUGUUACUUUUCCUUAGGUCUGUUGAAAGGAUUGAGAUGUACAGACGAGAUCAUAAGGAAACCAAGUUGCUAUUUGCUGUAGAAAUAAGUAACAUUGAAGAUGUCAAGAAUAAGAGGCAACAGUUCAAUAGCAAGUUACCAGAUUAUUUGAAAAGCUUACGAGAUAGCAAUAAAGAACUAAUUCCCUUGAGAGAGACAUAUCCCAUAAUUCUGAAGGCUGAAAACCAUCAGAAUAAACAGAAAAAUGAACAGACCUAUUUGGUCACCUCUUUUUGUAGUGGUACCAUAAAGUCUCAGGAAUUUGUGAAAAAACCAGACUGUGUGAAGAACAUCCCAUUGGUAGGUAUUGCAAUGCCUUUGAUGUUGAACAAUCCCCAAGAGGGGGUGCUAGUUUCAGAUUCUGAUCAUAAGACCAAUGAUGAGAAUUUAACUGCUAGAGAAGAUUCACCAAAUUGCCCAGAUCCAGUAGGAAGAUUUCACAGUCAAGCAAUAAGUCCUUGUGCAUUGCCACACGGAAAUGCUCCAAGUGUUGAGAAGAAGACAUCUGGCCAUGUGUUUUGCUCACUUCCAUUACCUCUGGCUGAUAGUCGAGGCACAGGUCUCCCAGUUCAUGUGAAUGGCUUCUUUGAACUCACCCCAGAGAGAAGUGACUUACAGUGGCCCACCACAGAUGACAAGCACACACAGGACAAGUCCAAGGCUUGGAACCAUCACUUGCUGGUGGACGUCCUUCCCUGUGCAUAUAAGGAGCUUCUUUUUCAAGCUACAAAGGAUCAAGGUAUCCCUAUCUCUCCCGGGCAGGUUAUUAGCUGCUUCCCAGAUGAGGAAAAGGUGGAUGAAAAGUGGAAGAAGAUAAUGCCUAAAGUCUAUGCACAUCUCUUUCAGUGUAACAUGUUUUACACUAAGGCCUAUGGUGGCAAGUGGAUCUCUCUUGAUGUUGCUUUAAUUGUAAAUUUUCUAGACAAUUCAGCCCUGUGUGAGGCAGUAUAUGAAAUCAUGCUGUUAACAGGGCACUGUCCUCUCAAACUUCCACCAUGUGUGCUUGAUGCUAUCCAGGACUUUCACCCUGAAAAAGACCGAUUGAAUUUCGUCUCUAAAGAUGUCAACCACAAGCUUGUGAAAGAUUGUCUGGCCAGUCACGAUGGUUAUUGCAAGUUCCCACCCAAUCAGAAGUUUGAACUGCUGAGGUAUCUACUUGAUAAUCUGCCAGUUGUUAAACUCCAUGGUUUGAAACUUUUGCCUUUGGCUGAUGGUACAUUUACAACAUUCUCUUCAAAACAAGGAUCUCAGCCUGUAUACAUAGCUGCAAAUGACAUGAUACAACUAUUUGCUGGACUUGAAAAAAGGUUCCUGCAUUCCAGUGAUGAAAUCAUCAAAGAAAAAUUGAUACAAUCAGUCAAACAAGGCAGGAGUGAAACUCAACUGUGUAUGCUUGAUGAAGAGGGGUUCAGUCAACUUUUACCUGAAGCAGUCCAAGCAAAAAAGUUGAAAAACAACACAGGCCUAGAUCCACAAAACAGAGCCUGGCUUGAUAAAGUGUGGGGCUACCUGUGCCAGAAUUUCCAAGAUUUGCAGAGGUUUGAAGGUUUGCCAAUUCUUCCAGUUCAUCUUAAUGAUGGAAGGGAUGUUCAGUUACAUCUGCCAGCAAGAUCAUCUUCAAUUAGCAUUCAGCUUGUACAGCACCAAGGUAAAAGCAUAUGUCUAAAUAUAAAGAAGCUUCUGCAAACCCUUGAUGUGUUUCUUGCAGUUUCAGUGCUUGAUAAGGCUGGAAACCACCAAGCAAUAUUUGAUAAUCGGGUAGCUCUCCCCUCACCAGAUGGUGUAUUACAGUCCUUGUCAAGGCAGUACCAAUACAAAGGAAAUGAAGUUAUAACUGCCUUCAACAAACUUGAUGCUUCUGUUAGAAAAGCCUUCAGAAAAUUCAUAUCACAAUCUGGUGACAUAGGAUGCCACAAGGAUGUAAUGAGGAAGUUUGAAAUCUUCCCAAUAAUUGAAAUUGGUUCUCAGUGUAACUCAGCUGAAUUUGAUGAAAAAGCAAAGAUGGACGAAAAACUGCUGGCACUGGAUGAUGCUAAGGAUGCAGUGAAAUUGAAAUAUCUUCCCCAGGUGUCGUUACCUUGGGCCAUUAUAGAUGUUACUUUGCCUGAGUGUGAACAUCUUGUGAAGGUCCUUGGCCAGUGUGUCAUCCACACACAAGUGUCCAUAUUCUCCACACAUAUCCUACCAGAGCUCAAAAAGGGUGGCGUUUUUGCAGAAAGGUACAUGAAAGAUAUUUCAUUGUUCAUGCUACAGCAUUAUGAGCUAAUCAAUGAAAAGGAAAUAGCGGAGCAGGUUCAACAUCUCCAUUGCAUUCCAAUCAAAAAUGGUUUUGCUCUGCCUAGUAAAAUUUGCAACCCACAAAGUAGAACUCUCCAAGAGUUAUUUAAAGAUCAGGAUGUCUUUCCACUUAAUCCUUUUACUGAGGGCACCAUCAUUCCACAACUGGUAAAAGUUGGCAUGAAAAAUGAAGAUGAUGUGACAGCAGAUGAUAUUUUGACGGCUGUCAAAGAUGUUGAGACCAGGGCAGCUACAACAGCAGACCCAACUAGUUGUGAAGUGUUGAAAAGAAAGUCCCAGGCCAUUGCCUCUUUCCUUGGGAAGCGACCAGAACUGCUUCAACAGUUUCCCUCAUCUAUUCCUAACCAUAGGUGCCAUCUCAAAGGCCUUUUGUUGGACCUUCACUGGUUGCCCAUGUGUUGUGAGCCACCCCAAAAUAUACCAUAUCCUAGAAGGCUACCUUGGUGGAGGGAUACUUGUUUGUUCCAAAAGCCAAGCUCUCUAAAGAAGAUGAACAAGGUAUCAACAUACUUGAUAGGUUCUGUGCAGCCACUUUGGGAAGGAAUACCAGGGGAAGAAGAAGCUGAAGCCUCAAUUGUUGAACAUUUCAAUAUGGACUCCCUACCAGAUGUCAGGUCUGUAGUUCAGCAGCUUGCUGUUCUUCAGCAGAAUUACAAUGAAGAAGAAAAAACAUUGUUUGAAUUGAUGGUAAAGGAGAUUUACCACUUUUUGGAACAGCAUGCAGAAGCUGCCUUAGCAGAGGUUGAUAAGCAGGCUCUCAGCCAGUGGAUUUGGCAUGGCAAUGGGUUUGCUUCUCAAGAUCAGGUGCUUUGUUCAGACUCUGCUUUAGACCUCAGGCCGUAUAUGUACACAGUACCAGAUUUCUUUGCAAAAGAUCACUUAAAAUUCAAAAGUUUAACAUCUUUUGAGCCAUACCUUGAUGUUCUCAUGCAGAUGAAACAAAAAUAUGAUGGUUUCCAGCAAUUUCCACUUGGCAUCUUGUCCAACAGUAAAAGUUCAGACCUCAAACUUUCAGUUGAAAUUCUGAACCAACUUUCAAAAUUUGCAAAAGAUGGGGACAUUAAUCCUGAUGAAGUAUGUGUCCCAAUGCCACUCAGAUCUAGAGGACAACUUAGAUUUGAGUUUAGCAAUAAAUGUGUCUUCCUUGAUGCAGAGCAUAUGGACAAAGAUGUAACAAUUCAGUUAAAAAAAGAAAAUGUCCAUGUUUUGCACAGAGAUAUUCCAAUUGCAACAGCAUAUAACUUGAGGGUACCUCCCUUAUUGAGAUAUCUGUUGAAGCCAGAGGAUCUGCCAUUUGAGGAGUUUGGUCAGGGCCAGUCAUUGUGCAGCAUUAUCAGCAAUAUUCUAGAGGGCUACCAAGAUGGUUUUGCUUUUAUAAAGGAGAUGAUUCAGAAUGCUGAUGAUGCUGGAGCUACAGAGGUUCGAUUUUUGUAUGAUGCACGACAAAACAAAAAUUACCGCAAAAGUCUCAUUGAUGAGGGGAUGGCAGAAUGUCAGGGACAGGCACUGUGGGUCUACAAUGAUGCUGUAUUUGAGCCUGUUGAUUUUAAGCGUAUUAUUAAAGUUGGUGGUGGAAUGAAGAAAGAAGAUGCAGCAACCAUUGGUAGAUUCGGAAAAGGGUUCAAUAUUGUUUAUAACAUUACAGACACCCCCAGUUUCAUCAGUCAGAAUAAUUUUGUCAUCUUUGACCCAAAUGCACAUCAUUUGGGUAGAGCCAUUAAGGACAAAAGCAAGCCAGGUGUGAAAAUUGACUUGGAUAAGACACGCAAUAGAGAGAUGAUAGCAGAUCAACUUGCUCCAUUUGAGAACAUCUUUCACUGCCAGAUAAACAACAGAUUCAAUGGAACUCUGUUUCGACUUCCACUGAGAACAAAGAAGCAGUCACAAAAAACAGAACUUAAACCAGGAAAACCAUACAUAAAAAAGAAUGUGUUAGAUCUUUUUAGGUUGACUAUAGAAAGAUCAGAAUCACUUUUGCUCUUCAUUCAGAAUGUGGUCAAGUUCUCUUUGUGGUAUCUUCCCACAAACGCAAAAGAUCCAAGUGAUGCUGUUGAGAUCUUUAUUAUUGAGAAACACAUACCGAAGAGGUGUAUAAAACCAGUUGUCAAUUAUAAGACAACACUCCCGAAGCCAGCAAAAAAGCUGGAUAAAGAGAAACGGCAAUUGAUCCAGGCAACUAGAAUAUUGCACGCUGCAAGUAAUGCUGUACAGAAAAAAGACCACACAGAACUCAAAUGCACGUGCCGUUUUCACAUUACAUGCAGAACUCUGCCCCCUGGUGGAAAGCUUCUUAAGAUGGUUCCAAAGGAUGAAACCAGAGAGUACUUUUUAACAUCCUAUAUGAGCACAGGGGAGGCCUUCAACCUGGCAGUUGAAGGAAAAAUCCAAGGCACACUGCCUGUUGCAUCAAUAGCUUUACCAGUGCAGUCACAUGGAAAUAAGCUAGAACCCCUGCCAUUGGAUCUUAAUAAAGGUGCACUGUUCUGUCAGCUCCCGUUGCCUAUUUCUACAAACCUUCCAGUGCAUGUCAGUGGCACAUUCCUCACAACAUCCUGUAGAAACCACUUGGUGCAGAGAUCAGCAGAUGACAGGCAGAAUGUAAUGGCAGAAUGGAAUGAAGCAUUACUUCGUGAAACUUUGCCUAAAGCCUAUAUCUUCUUUUUGGAAAAGUGCAAGGAAAAUUGCAGCAUUGGUAGGGAUUUCCAUAUCCUUUGGCCAGUGGAAGUUGAAAAAAUCCCAAAAUAUUUUUGCAUUCAUUUUGUACAGACUUUUCACAGGAAGCUGAUGGAACUCAAUGGACCAAAACUUCUUACAGAUGGUCAUUGUUGGGGAAAUUUCCAUGAAAUAGUAUAUCUGGAUCCAUCAUUUCAAGACAAGGUUGGCAUAGGGCAAGUUGCCUACAAUAUACUCAGUUGGUGGGUGAAGAAACAGCCUGGAAACAAAAUUGCAGUUCAGUUACCAAUGAAAAUUGUUGAAGAGUUUAGAUCACAUGGUCUAGAUUUCAGCAAUGAAUACAGCAGACAUCGGUUCUACAAGGAAGUUUUCUUUGCUAACAUAGCGGAGAUGCAAGCUUUUGCAGAAUGGAGAGAUACUUUGAUGCUCAAGGAUGUCCUGCCAUCUGUAACCAAUGAUGAGGAAAUGGCAAGCCUUGUAAGAACCCAAAAGUGCAUUCCUGUCAUGCCAUCAGGAAAUGUGCUUGAAUUACCUGGGAAAUUGGUCUGCCAAGAGGGCUCACAAAGCAUACUGUACACUGAAGAGGAUGAAGUGUUUCCUUUUCAACAAUACAAAGAACAGACCUACCAUUUACAAAAGUUGGGAAUGCGGUACAAAGUGGAAGACAUCACUUGGGCUGAAGUAUGUCAUUGUGCCAAACGAACUCUGUCGAUUUCAGAGAGAACCACCAGGAUUGCACGUAUAUUGAAUAUUUUAAAAUUUAUUGGAUUGAAGAGAACAGGGAAUAUUGAUGUUGAUGAUAGGGAAAAAUGCGAAGUUCAAGAAUUGAAGUCUGUACCUUUUUUGCCAAUUUUGCAAACUUCCUCAGAAUAUCCUUUGCCAUUGUUUGACCUCAAAGAAAAAAAAUCAACCCAAGAUAUAUUGUAUGAGGCUCCACAGAAAAUGGGACUAUUGAAGGAUAUUGAUCUGGUUGGAUCAGCAAUGCCCAUAGUUGAUGAAACGCUUAUCACAAGCAGUGCAUGUACACGUGGCCAUAUUCCUCAAGAGACCUUCCAGUUUAUAGGUUGUGUGACAAACCAUGGUAUUGAAACUAUCCGAGUGCAGAUGAUGGCUGCAAUCAAUUAUUGGUUGAAGGGAAUACACCCCGACAAGUUGUCAGGUGCACAGAGGUUGAUGUGGAAUGUUUAUUCAUACUUGCAAGAACUGUGCAAACAAGAACAAAAACAGCAAGACAUCAGUAGUGCUUUCAAAGGACUCCCAGUUGUGUUGGUAGAUGAUCACUUUGUCCAACCCAGAGAUGUAGUGUUUUCUUUGAAGAACUCUUGUGAACCUUAUCUGUUUGCACUACCAAACCAAUAUAAAACCCAGUUUGAACAGCUUUUCAAAUGUCUUGGAGUCCGUCGUCAUUUUGAUGCUGUUGACUACAUCGUUGCUCUAAGAAAAUUGUCAGAAACAAAAGUCACUGGUGAAGAAAACACUACUUCAGUCAUUAAAAAAGCAGAGGCUGCUGCCAAUAUGCUUGUUGAACAACUCAAAGAAGAGUCAAAAGACUUACAGAUAUUAGGGGAUAUAGUUUUACCAGAUAUCCAUGGAAAAUUCCGAAAGGCAAAUCAACUGACAAUGUGGAGUCCCCAUUUGCCUCAGAGAAAAGUUUUAUUUCUACACCCUGAUAUUAGGAUACAUGGCUAUGAAUAUUUAGGAAUUAAGCAACCACAUGAAGGAAUACUGAGUGAGUACUCGAGCAGUAUCCCUUUUGGACAGCAAGUGCAGUUAGAAACAAGCAUCACAAGAAUCCUUAAAGGUUACAGCCCAGAGGAUCUGUUUAAAGAGGUUCUGCAAAAUGCUGAUGAUGCUAGAGCAACUGAGGUGCAUUUUGUGCUUGAUCAACGCACACACAAAUCAGAAUGCGUGCCUGGAAAAAACUGGGGAAAGAUGCAAGGACCAGCACUUUGCAUAUUCAACAAUGCCCCAUUUACUGAUUCAGAUUUGACAGCAAUUGCCACUUUAGGGAGUGACCACUGUGAAAUGGAGAACAAGUCCAGAAACCCCUACAAGACAGGGCAGUUUGGGAUUGGUUUCAACUCAGUUUACAACAUUACUGACACACCAUGGAUUGUUACCCGUGGGUCUUCUUUUGAAGUCUUGCAGGACCGCCAGGGUAAAUAUGAGGAUAUAUGUUGUGUGUUUGAUCCUCUGCGGAAGUAUGUUCCAGGAGCAACAACAGGCUCCCCAGGACAGCUUUUUAACCUGAAGGAACUAGCUGAGGAUUACCCAGAUGUCAAAAGCUGUUUGUUGGAAGAGCAGUUUGACCUACAAGGAAAAACUCUAUUCCGAUUACCCUUGAGAAAUCCCCCACAAGAUGCUUCAUGUACAGACCAAGACUUGCCUGCCUGGAAGUCAUUAGAUAUAAGAAAAGUUAAGGAUCUGCUGGAGACAUUCAAAGCUCAAAUGCCACAGAUGCUUCUCUUUCUGAAGCAUAUCAGAAAAAUACAUGUAUCUGAGAUACACAGCAGUACAGUAAGAAUACAUAAGAAUAAGGUCCUUAAGAAUACAUUUUCAUCCACAAGCGAAGUUACUCGAAAAUUUCUUCAGUGACUAUGACUCAUUUCAGGAAAAUG